Messenger RNA from Halichondria panicea, 487 nucleotides. Its product is annotated as peptidyl-prolyl cis-trans isomerase FKBP1A-like. Gene Ontology annotation, molecular function: peptidyl-prolyl cis-trans isomerase activity. Lineage: Eukaryota; Metazoa; Porifera; Demospongiae; Suberitida; Halichondriidae. Gene Ontology annotation, biological process: protein peptidyl-prolyl isomerization. The coding region runs from base 45 to 371 and encodes 108 amino acids. The transcript has 4 exons. Gene Ontology annotation, cellular component: cytoplasm. The record is from RefSeq and is a predicted model, not a curated record.
UUCUCGUUUAAUUAUUAUUACAAGAUCAGAGAAGAGUAAUAGAAAUGGGAGUUGAUGUUGAAAGCUUAUCGCCAGGAGAUGGCAAAACCUUUCCCCAGAAAGGACAAACCGUAGUAGUGCACUACACAGGCACUCUAACAAGCGGCAAGAAGUUUGACUCGUCUCGGGAUCGCGGCCGUCCUUUCAAGUUUUCUAUUGGUAAAGGUCAGGUGAUUCGUGGCUGGGACGAAGGAGUCGCUCAAAUGAGUGUAGGAGAGAAGGCCAAACUCACCUGCUCACCUGACUAUGCCUAUGGAGAAAAAGGACACCCAGGAGUUAUUCCUCCUAAUGCUACCCUGAUCUUUGAUGUGGAGCUCAUUGGACUAGAGUAAAAGAAGAGAAAUAUGAAUAUUGAACUAGAGGACAGUACAUAAUUAUUAUGUUCGUAGUGUACUGACGUUGUAUUCUGUUUUUUUAUGAGAAUUGUAUGAUUCGGGGUAACUUGAAA